This is a messenger RNA of Cylicocyclus nassatus, 1468 nucleotides long. The record is from the annotation of a GenBank genome assembly. NCBI's taxonomy places the organism in Eukaryota, Metazoa, Nematoda, Chromadorea, Rhabditida, Strongylidae.
AUGUGCUCUUCUCCCCGAGUUACUCACGUGGUCCCGCGACUUAGUGGGAUGAUCUUGGAGUUGUUGGCCAUCUAUGGAUCGAUUCUGCUCGGAUGCAUCAUCUCAACAACGUUUUUGAUUCUGAUCGGAAAAAGUUGGGGACCGUUGCCGCAUUACUACCUGGGAAUUGUGCGAUGGAUACAGAGAUUUUACCCAAAGGUUUACCCGAAAUCUCAUGCUCCAUACCCAGCCAUUGUAAAGAAGGAUCCGUACAAUUCCCUAAUGCGUGAUAAGGAAACCUCUUCAUCUCAUUUUCCAUUUUUGACCGAUCCCAGGGAUUCAUUAAAGAUCUCACUAGACGCGCUGCAUUCAGGAAUAGAGGCCAUUGUCCAGGAUAAUGUGGCCCCAGUUUUUGGAAGAGCGCCAACACAUAGUCAAUCACUUCUUCGUAUGACACCAUAUCCUCAGUGGACCAAGUUCCAAAAAGCUCUAUUCUACCUUACCGUAAUCUUCAGAUGGACUUUCUUGUUUCCCAUCCGAUUGGCCUUUCUAUUACUUUCAUUCGCUUUUCUAAUUGGUGCUGUAAUUAUUGCAGUCAAUAGGAGAUUGACCGAUAAAGAAAAAACUUGGGUUGGCAUCGUUUACAGCCGGCUAUUUUGCUGUAGUAUGGGAGUAGUCGCUUCUUUCAGAAAUAAACAUCUGAGACCAAAAGGACCUGGAGUGGCCGUUGCUAACCACAUGACACCAAACGAUGCGCAAAUAUUGUUCUCAAACACUCCAGUUGGAUCAUCGUACGGUUAUGUGAUCACUGGACAGAAGCACGAGGGGAUAAUUGGCUCCAUGGAGACACUGGCCAGUAGUCUAUGUCCAACUUAUUGGGUAGAAAGAGAAAACAAGGCCGAUCGUCGUGAAUUUCUCACUGAAAUAAUCAAGAAAUCUCAGUUUGGAGGACCGAUUCUGCUCUUCCCUGAAGGCUAUUGCUCGAACAAUACGCAAGUGCUACAGUUCAGAAAAGCGAUUUUCGAUGAUGGUGUCAGGAUUUAUCCUAUUGCAAUAAAGCAGAGAAGUCGCUAUGGAGACUCAUUUUGGUUUGAUGAUUUAUUUUAUAUGUAUCUCUUACGUGUAAUGAGUAGCUGGGCAAUCUACUAUGAUGUCACUUAUCUACCAUCGAUGAUCAAAUUGCCAACGGAGACAAAGGUAGAAUUUGCGGCGAGGACUCAAGCAGUUAUCUGCGAUGUUGUUGGAGUUCCAGCCGGACAGUUUGAUGGAUCCAUGUUUUAUAGUAAAACCAUGCAAGAGCGAGUCCGAACUUGCCAGAGGGAAAUUUGUGCAAAUGCACUUCGUACAUUCUACUUUGGUGAGGAAAAAACAGAAGAGGAAGAUAGCAAAGCUUCCGAAAGCAUACCAGCACAAGUCCAAGAUGAUCGACCAAUAGUCGUGAAUUAAGCAUUAUUAAGAAUAUUUUUAUGUAAAUAGCAGAUAAAGGACU